Molecule: messenger RNA, 774 nt
Organism: Alternaria ethzedia
Lineage: Eukaryota; Fungi; Ascomycota; Dothideomycetes; Pleosporales; Pleosporaceae
Exons: 2
Coding region: 1-774 (257 amino acids)
Biological process (GO): chloride transport; transmembrane transport
Cellular component (GO): Golgi apparatus; early endosome; membrane
Molecular function (GO): voltage-gated chloride channel activity
Source: RefSeq, a predicted model, not a curated record
AUGGUGGGUGCUGCUGCGUUUCUGGCGGGUGUGUCUCGGAUGACUAUAUCCCUUGCUGUCAUCAUGUUCGAACUCACAGGCCAACUCUCUUACACCGUCCCGUCUAUGCUCGCCAUCCUAACCGCAAAAUGGGUCGCCGACGCAAUCUCUUCAGAAGGCGUCUACGACCUCGCUCAAUCCCUACUCUCCCACCCUUUCCUCGACCCAGAUACCGCUCUCUCCAUCGUCCGCCGCCACAAAGCCUGCGUCGAGGUCCUCAUUCCCCCUCAGCGCACCAUGGAUGACAUUACCGUUCACGUGCCUACAAGCAAUAAAGUAGCUUUGACUCUGUUGAAAGAGAAGCUCGAUUCCUUGAGAGAAAGAGGUCUCAUGGACGCGGGUCUGGUUCUAGUACAGAAGAAUGAUGGCGGCAUUGAAGUAUUACAAGGGUACAUUUCGCAGUCGGAGCUUGAAUUUGGAUUGACGAAACUCGUUCCUGGUGUGCUUGUAUCGGCGCAGGAAGAGGAUGUCCAGGUUAGGUUGCUAGGCCAGGAUAUUGAUGAGCCGACGAGUCCCAUGAGCUUGGAGAUGGAUUUGACGCCUUUUGUGGAUCGGACGCCGUUGAGCAUCUGUGCGAAAGCACCUCUGGAAUAUGCUGUCGAGAUGUUCUCCAAGUUGGGUCUGAGGUAUCUCAUGGUGACAAAGGAGGGCACAGGACAACUGGUGGGUGUGAUUAUCAAGAAGAGGCUCGUAGGUUAUCUAGAACACCUGAGAGAACAUGGCGAAGGAGAUUAG